Suillus paluster is the source of this 1123-nucleotide messenger RNA. RefSeq names its product glycoside hydrolase family 12 protein. NCBI's taxonomy places the organism in Eukaryota, Fungi, Basidiomycota, Agaricomycetes, Boletales, Suillaceae. Gene Ontology annotation, molecular function: cellulase activity. The record is from RefSeq and is a predicted model, not a curated record. Gene Ontology annotation, biological process: polysaccharide catabolic process. The transcript has 5 exons. Bases 94 to 876 code for a protein of 260 amino acids.
GGUUAAUCAUCUGCUGGCAUACACAUAUAAGCAACCUGCAAAUUAUACGAUCUGCACUCCCUCACCUCAAUUCGCCAACGCAAAAUUAUCGACAUGUUGUCUUUCUCUGUGCUCCUCUUAUUGAUGCCUCUCGUCUCUAGCAUGUCCCACAUGUCCCGCAUGCACAAGAAAGUGAGGGCCGUCGACACCACGUCGAUUAGUGGGCGAUAUGAUUCAGUCACUGCGGGACAAUACUCACUACUUAAUAAUCUUUGGGGCGAGCCUGGUGCUACCUCCGGCUCCCAAACCUCUGAGCUCACGUCAAUGAGUAAUAAUGCUAUUGCCUGGAAGACGAGCUGGACUUGGACUGGCGGAAACGGUGUCAAGAGCUACGCCAAUAUCCAGCUUAACAGUGGCAUCAAUCAACAACUUAGCGCCAUUUCCAGCAUGCCUACUACCUGGCACUGGUCUCAGUCGAACACAGGAACGGUUGAAGCAGACGUCGCCUAUGACCUGUUCACAUCUGACACAGCUGGCGGCUCAAAUGUAAACGAAAUCAUGAUUUGGCUUGCAAACUUCAACUGGGGACCAAUUGCUGCGCAAUACAACGCUACGGGCCAAGUUUUGCGUCUGCACGAUUAUCUGCGCAGUAUCAACGAUUUUUUAAGGAACCUGUACUCGGGAUCCAACGGAUACAACCAGGUUUACUCGUUUGUCCUGACUAACGGUAAAAAAAUCACUUCGUUCAGCGGCGACAUUUACGAAUUCCUUUCGUACCUGGUUGACAACGAGGGCAUGAGCUCGUCACAGUACCUCACAACUGCUCAGGCGGGCACAGAGGCUACGUCUGGAACGGCAAAAUUCACCACGUCUGCCUACAGCUUGUCCAUCAACUAAAAGUAUUUGAUGUGCACGUUGCAUGGGUUAUGGUGUAAGGAUAAUCUACGCCCCAAAAACGCUAAUAUUGCGGCACGGGUGUUGGUAGUGUAAGAGCUUCUCUUACACUCGGGUGUUAUCAGAGACAUCACCCUUGAUUCUUGUGGUUUUUCUAAUCCUACCUUCACCAUCCUACUACGUCACAUAUUUAUUGGUUCACUGUCCCACCGUGCAGCGCACGAUCAUCAUCACAGCACGUUGUCCUGUC